AUGAGCCACCACCAGCAGCCUCCACCACCCCCUCGACCACCGCCCCCUCUAUACUUCCCCUCCCUCUAUGACCGAACCGCACCAAGCACCACCCUAGCUGACUGUGGUCUCUGGCGGAAGCUUUUUGUGCCAUUGAGAGGGGGUGAAGCAGCAUCAGCUGGGCCUCAGAGACCUCCACCAGGACUAGGACUUCUCCCACCGACCAAUGAGCGCUACUGCCCACCUCCCUGGCCAGCUGGCCUGGCCCCCAUUCCCUAUGAGCCGCUGCGCUUCUUCUGUCCUGCUGCAGAGAGUGGAGCUGGGGCACAUCAGCAGCAACAUCCAGAUGGGGAGAUCUGUGAGCUAGGCAUUCGCCUGAAGGAGCUAGAAUUGCUGGCCCUCACUGGAGAUGGCUCAGACCCACAGCAGUAUAAGCUUCUAAAGGCACUAAAAGACGAAAAGACCCAAAAUGUAAUGGCAGGACUGCCUCCGAAGAAACAUUCACUUGCAUCGUGA
Molecule: messenger RNA, 495 nt
Organism: Euleptes europaea (tarantolino)
Lineage: Eukaryota; Metazoa; Chordata; Lepidosauria; Squamata; Sphaerodactylidae
Gene: C6H11orf91
Product: chromosome 6 C11orf91 homolog
Exons: 2
Coding region: 1-495 (164 amino acids)
Source: RefSeq, a predicted model, not a curated record